Messenger RNA from Nyctereutes procyonoides (raccoon dog), 2404 nucleotides. RefSeq names its product steroid 5 alpha-reductase 2 (gene SRD5A2). Gene Ontology annotation, biological process: steroid biosynthetic process. The transcript has 5 exons. The record is from RefSeq and is a predicted model, not a curated record. Gene Ontology annotation, cellular component: membrane. Gene Ontology annotation, molecular function: 3-oxo-5-alpha-steroid 4-dehydrogenase activity. Lineage: Eukaryota; Metazoa; Chordata; Mammalia; Carnivora; Canidae. Bases 49 to 813 code for a protein of 254 amino acids.
GGCACCGGCCCCGGCACCGGCACCGGCACCGGCGGGGAGCGCGGCGCGAUGCCCAUUCGCUGCCAGCAGAGCCCGGUGCUGGCGGGCAGCGCCGCUUUGGCGGCCAUGGGGGCUCUGUUCCUGUACCUGGCCAAGCCCUCGGGCUACGGGAAGUACUCGGAGGGCCUGACGCCCGCCGCCCCCCGCCUGCCCGCGCGCGCCGCCUGGUUCCUGCAGGAGCUGCCCUCCUUCGUGGUGCCCGCGGGGAUCCUCGCCCGGCAGCCGCGCGCUCUCCUCGGCCAGCCUGCGACGGUGCUCCUGGGCCUCUUCUGCGCGCAUUACUUCCACAGGACAUUUAUUUACUCAUUGCUCACUAGAGGGAGGCCUUUUCCAGUUGUAUUCCUGGUCAGAGGAUUUAUCUUCUGUGCGGGAAAUGGACUUCUCCAAGGCUACUAUCUGAUUUACUGUGCUGAGUACCCUGCUGAGUGGUACAUGGACGUACGGUUUAGCCUGGGUAUCUUCUUAUUUAUUUUGGGAAUGGGAAUCAACAUUCAUAGUGACUAUAUAUUGCGCCAGCUCAGGAAGCCUGGAGAAGUCAUCUACAGGAUUCCACAAGGUGGCUUGUUUACAUAUGUUUCUGGAGCCAAUUUCCUUGGUGAGAUCAUUGAAUGGAUCGGCUAUGCCCUGGCUACUUGGUCCCUCCCAGCACUUGCAUUUGCGUUUUUCUCACUUUGCUUCCUGGGUCUGCGAGCUUUUCACCACCAUAGGUUCUACCUCAAGAUGUUUGAGGACUACCCCAAAUCUCGGAAGGCCCUCAUUCCAUUUCUCUUUUAAAGAAACCAGAUAAAAAAGGAGCAAAGCUCCCACACGACUGUUGAACACCAUCAAGCUGCUGAACCUGUAACUUUUAAAGCUCCACCGUGUAUAUGUAACUGGAGACCACUUGUGUUUUGACAGCUGGCCUGGAGAUGCUGUGAGGCAGCUACUUAUUUUGUACUCUACUCUCCCAGAGUCUCUCUCCUGAUCUCCUGUUGAAGCUUCCACAAGGCUCUUCUCCAUACAGAGGCAUCUGUCUGCAACCUAUCUAUUCCUUCUAGAAAGUGCAGAAAUUCCCUAUAUAUUUUCUUCUUUGGGUGAUCAGUGUCUGACAGCUCUGCAGUUGGGAAAGUUUUCAGUCGAGGGCAGUGCUUAGAGAAUUUAUUAAAGGUACUCUUUUUACUUAGGUCCAUACAAAUCAGCAGAUCUUCAGAAAUUCUGAAGCUGCAUGGACCCCGAGUAAGUCUACUCCUUAAAACCCAGUCACACUUUUCUUUUCCUCUGUUAAUUAUGAAAGAUAUGAGAUGAUCAAGUGGACUUUUAAUAGAGGAGCCCUCUCUUCAUAUUACCGAAGUCACAAGGAGGCAUUAACCCAUUUCAUAUUUGUGCACUGUCUCAGCUCCUCUGGCUUCCUGAAAGUUCCAGAAUCCCUGUCAGAUAUCCCAGAAAACUGGUGUGGGGUUUACUGAAGGUUGGGUUUUCAUGACCACAAAGAGAAAGACAUGACUCUGGUUGGCUACUGAGAGAGUAGAAAAGUGUUUUACAGUAGACGCUGCCCACUCUGAUAUUCUCAGAAACCUGUGGAAAUAGCCAAAUAACGAGAGAGUAUCAAAGGGAAACGACUGAGCAAGAUCAUAAGUUGCUCGCCUGGACAUGACAUUUACAAUGACACUGAAGCAUUUCUGGAAGUGCUUGGCAACUUUUCUGGAAUUUCUUCGUGGCGGUCCUCGGGAUCUACUCAGAAAGACACUUCCUAGGGGCAACCUGAACAUCAGUCCUCCAAGUUCCUGAGGGCACAGGCUGAAAGCUGCCACCAGAGGUGUGGGCUGAGCAGAAAACCUGUUUUGUUUGCUCAGACAGGGAUUCACACAUAGUUUGACUUUCUUUUCUUUCUUUCUUUCUUUCUUUCACAUUGGAUGUUUCCAAAAUUUCAAAAUUAGGUCUCUACAUUCCAGUUUCCUUGCAACAGUAGGAGGCUGUGGGCCCACAGAGCCUGCUAAGAAUGGGGACUGAUCAGCGAGUAUGCAUUAGAAUUUGCAGCCUCGGUGGAAGGGUCACCCUAGUGUGGAUGCUUAGACACUGGGCUGAGGGAGGGGCUGAAUACUCAUAAUUAGAAUGUAGGAAAAUAAUCGUUUCCUCUGGUCCAGGUUUGUGGCAAGCCUUAGGAAUAUUUAGCAAGCCCUUUUGAGAAAUGAACAUCAAUUUUAUCAGGUGAGGUGCUAAGUAGAGGAAUUUACUGUAUAAGAAAUAGUAGAGUAGAAAGGUCCAAGGAUGAUGUAUAUUACUGAAAAAUACAAAUUGUAAUCAUAUAAAUGUUUUUAUGUUUAUUAAAUGCCUCUCAAAUCAUGGAUGUUAAGUAAUUUUGUUUGAAUUAAAAGAUUCCUGGGCU